AUGGUGACGGCGCGGGAGGCGAGGGAGGCGGCGGCGGCGGCGGCCAUGGACGCGAGCAAGUACGUGCGCUACACGCCGGAGCAGGUGGAGGCGCUGGAGCGGCUCUACUACGAGUGCCCCAAGCCGAGCUCGCUGCGGCGGCAGCAGCUGGUCCGGGAGUGCGCCGUGCUGGCCAGCGUCGACCCCAAGCAGAUCAAGGUGUGGUUCCAGAACCGCCGCUGCCGGGAGAAGCAGCGCAAGGAGUCCGGCCGCCUGCAGUCGCUCAACCGCAAGCUCGCCGCCAUGAACAAGCUGCUCAUGGAGGAGAACGACCGCCUCCAGAAGCAGGUCUCCCACCUCGUCUACGAGAACGGUUACUACCGCCAGCAGACGCACAGCGUACGCCCUCCUCCACCUCCCCCGUCCCCGGCGACGAUGAUGAGCCCACCUCCCUUGUUGCCGCCGCCGCGAGCUCACGCCUUUACUCCUCCUCCUCCUGUUCUCCCGUUGCCGUUGCAGGCGGGGCUGGCCACCACGGACACGAGCUGCGAGUCGGUCGUCACCAGCGGCCAGCAGAACGGCGUCGUCGUCGUGCCGCCGCCGCCGCCCCGCGAUGCCAGCCCUGCUGGAUUGAUGUCCAUCGCGGAGGAGACAUUAACGGAGUUUCUGUCCAAGGCCACCGGAACCGCCGUCGAGUGGGUCCAAAUGCCUGGGAUGAAGCCUGGUCCGGAUUCCAUUGGAAUCAUCGCCAUCUCGCAUGGCUGCGCGGGUGUUGCUGCGCGAGCUUGCGGCCUCGUAGGCAUGGAGCCUGCCAAAGUUGCCGAAAUCCUCAAGGAUCGGCCACUGUGGCUGCGUGAUUGCCGCUCUAUGGAGGUAGUAAAUGUGCUGCCUGCUGGUAGCAAUGGCACGAUCGAGCUGCUCUACAUGCAGCUCUAUGCUCCGACGACAUUAGCACCAGCUCGUGACUUCUGGUUGAUGCGGUACACCUCCAUUCUUGAUGAUGGAAGCCUAGUGGUAUGUGAAAGAUCACUCAGUACCAAGCAAGGAGGCCCCAGCAUGCCCCUUGUGCAGCCUUUUGUUAGAGGUGAGAUGCUUCCCAGCGGGUUCUUGAUCCGGCCUAGUGAUGGUGGAGGUAGCGUGAUUCACAUCGUUGACCAUUUGGACCUGGAGCCUUGGAGUGUGCCUGAAGUUGUGAGGCCGCUGUAUGAAUCUUCUGCCAUGGUGGCCCAGAAGAUGUCGAUGGCGGCCUUGCGCUAUCUCAGACAAGUUGCUCAUGAAGAUACUCAUUCUGUAAUCACUGGAUGGGGCAGACAGCCUGCAGCCUUGCGGGCUCUGAGCCAAAAGCUCACCAGAGGUUUCAAUGAAACUCUUGGCGGGCUUGCUGAUGAUGGAUGGUCCGUGAUUGAGAGCGAUGGCGUAGAUGAUGUUUGUAUCUCUGUUAAUUCAUCCCCGAGUAAAUUGAUGAGUUGCAACGCAACAUUCAAUGAUGGACUGCCCAUGGUUAGUACUGGUGUUCUUUGUGCAAAGGCGUCGAUGUUGUUGCAGGAUGUCUCACCACCAUCACUACUGCGGUUUUUGCGGGAGCAUCGGUCGCAGUGGGCCGAUAGCAGUUUAGAUGCAUUCUUUGCUUCCGCGCUGAAACCGAAUUUCUGCAAUUUACCUAUGUCUCGUCUUGGAGGAUUUAGCGGCCAGGUUAUACUUCCAUUAGCGCACACGUUUGACCCUGAAGAAUUCUUGGAAGUUAUCAAGAUAGGAAAUGCCAGUAACUAUCAAGAUACAUUGAUGCAUCGUGAUCUUUUCCUGUUGCAGAUGUACAACGGGAUAGACGAGAACCCCAUGGGCACUUGUUCAGAGCUUAUCUUUGCACCCAUAGACGCAUCUUUCAGCGAUGAUUCUCCGCUGCUGCCCUCCGGUUUCCGCAUCAUUCCGAUCGACUCCCCUCUUGACACGUCUAGCCCAAACUGCACGUUGGACCUCGCGUCCACCCUCGAGGCUGGAACACCCGGAAGCAGGAUAGCCGGUCACUCCAGGAGUGGAUCGAAGGCUGUCAUGACGAUCGCGUUUCAGUUUGCCUUCGAGAGCCACCUGCAGGACAGCGUGGCGGCCAUGGCGCGGCAGUACAUGCGCAGCAUCAUCUCGUCGGUGCAGAGGAUAGCGUUGGCGCUGUCGUCCUCGCACCUCGUGCCGCAUGGAAGCUCUCGCCUCCUCCCCCCUGUUACUCCGGAGGCGGCCACGCUCUCCCGAUGGAUUGUCCAGAGCUACAGAUUUCACUUCGGCGCCGAGCUCAUCAAAGCCGCAGACGCUGGCAGCGGCGAGUCGGCGCUCAAGGCCCUCUGGCACCAUACCAGCGCCAUCCUAUGCUGCUCUCUCAAGGCGAUGCCGGUGCUGACGUUCGCGAACCAGUCCGGGCUGGACAUGCUGGAGACGACGCUGGCGGCGCUCCGGGAGAUGACCAUGGACAAGGUGCUGGACUGCGACCAGGGGAGGAAGGGCCUGCUGUGCGCGGACCUGAUGGCGAGCGUCGCGGAGCAGGGGUACGCGUGCGUCGAGGGCGGGACGUGCGCGUCGAGCAUGGGCCGGCCGGCGUCGUACGGGAAGGCGGUGGCGUGGAAGGUGCUCGACGACGGCGGCGCCGGCGCCGGCGGCGCCCACUGCGUCUGCUUCGCCUUCAUGGACUGGUCCUUCGUUUAG
Messenger RNA from Triticum turgidum subsp. durum (durum wheat), 2670 nucleotides. The record is from the annotation of a GenBank genome assembly. NCBI's taxonomy places the organism in Eukaryota, Viridiplantae, Streptophyta, Magnoliopsida, Poales, Poaceae.